Syngnathoides biaculeatus (alligator pipefish) is the source of this 502-nucleotide messenger RNA. Its product is annotated as ATP synthase membrane subunit K, mitochondrial-like. Lineage: Eukaryota; Metazoa; Chordata; Actinopteri; Syngnathiformes; Syngnathidae. The record is from RefSeq and is a predicted model, not a curated record. The transcript is spliced from 3 exons. The coding region runs from base 156 to 416 and encodes 86 amino acids.
GUUUCGUCACUGUAACCCGGAACACAAUGCUCCCACCAUGAUUAUUGUAUAAGUGACCCCGCUUGCCUGCUUAGAGGCAUUUUUUUGAACUACUUUGUACUAAAGUGUUUUUUUUUUAAAAACACACUGUACAGGUAUUUUAAUAGUUUUCAAUCAUGCCGACGUCGCCUGUUAAAACGCGAAUCCCUCUCACUAGUUUCGGCCACCUGAUAACAGAGGUGAAGAGGCAGCUGUUUGGCAUCGAGGCGCCGGCGUCGGUGGAACUGACCGGUUUGAGAAAGUUCUUCAACAGCUACACGCUGCAGGGGCGCAGAAAUUGCGUCUUGGCGACCUACGGCAUCAUGCUGGCAACGGCGACGGCCUAUUUCAUGCACAGACAAAACAAAAAAGAAGCUCUGAAGAACUGCACCGCCUGAAAAAAGAUGAAAUAACAAGGUGGAGUUGGUGCACCAAUAUUUAUGAUGAGAAUACUAUGUGACUUAAAUAAAGGUGUUUUAAUGAU